Molecule: messenger RNA, 1517 nt
Organism: Camellia sinensis
Lineage: Eukaryota; Viridiplantae; Streptophyta; Magnoliopsida; Ericales; Theaceae
Product: TOX high mobility group box protein, putative (DUF1635)
Source: RefSeq, a predicted model, not a curated record
CGUUUCAUUGUCAAGGCAUAUUAGGAAAAUCUAACUGGAUUUAGUAAUUGACCACCAUGUGAGAGAGCAGAGAGAGAGAGAGAAACAGAGAAAAGCAUAGAGUGUGAUGUUUUUAUAGCAAGAGACAGAGUCCCUAAAAUAGUGGGAGGCAAUUCCAAAAUGCAUUUCAGUUUUUUACAGUGAGAGAGAGAGAGGGUUUUAAUUUUAUUUUUAUUUCUGUUAAUUUAAUUUUUAUAAUUGGAAGGUUUUUAGUAUUCCUUAUUAAAAUUUUGGAAGCUUGUGGGAAAGCCAUUGCUCUGUCUCUGUUUGUCUUGUAUUGAGACCUUCGUUCUAUAAAUGACUCACUACCCUCCUCUUUCCAAACUCCCCUAAUUGCUCUGCAUUUGCUCCUUUUUCUCACAGAAUUGAGACAUAGAGAGAAAGAAAGAGAGAGAAAUGGAAGAUAUGUCUUCUUUAUGGAGUUAUCAAGAGAACCUUGAUGAAUUGAAGCAGAAGCUUCUGUGUACCAUUCUUGAACUGGAAUCAGUGAAAUCAGAAGCAAACGAGGAGAUGAGAAAAAACAAAGAAUGUAUGAAGCAAAUGUUGCAGCUUCUAAAGAUGGCUUGCCAAGAAAGAGACGAAGCAAGAGACAAUCUUCAGAAACUACUAAACAAGGUCAUACCUUCCACUGCCUCCACUGAAUUCUUCACACCUCCGCCUCAGUUCCAACCCGAGAGCCCUCUCAUCAAACCCACCAAAGCCAACUCAAGCAUAACCGAAUCAAACAGCCUCUCUGAUGCAUACAACUACCAGUCCCACGGUUCUUCUCCAGUUGAGUCCUUCUUUGAUGCUGUCUCAUCCCCCGAGCUCUCUACCAUAAACAUGUCUGAUUCAAGUAACAUGGCAUUUGUAAACCAGCCCUUUGUUCAGGACUAUACUGGCAUUGUCUCAAGCAACCCAGUCUCUUCAGGAACACCUAAAAUUGAUCAGGGUUCUUUGGUAAUUGAUAGUAUUGUGAAGGGAAAAGCUCUGCCUCAGAAAGGGAAACUCUUACAAGCUGUUCUUGAGGCAGGGACCCUUCUUCAGACUCUUCUGGUUGCUGGGCCGCUUCCUCGGUGGCGUAAUCCUCCUCCUCUUCAAACAUUUCAUAUUCCACCUGUUUCCAUAGGAGGGUAUGAUGCUGAAAUUGUCACUCAAAAACCAGCUGCAAAUCCAAGCCGUGUGCCAAAACCACCGAACUCAACGUCAUAUAUUGAGAUGUCUUGUGGCUCUUCUGAAAUGUUGUCAACAACGUCUAUGUUGAAUUUUGCUAGUGGAGCUUCUGGUUCGUGUUUGGGCAGUGGGCGAUUGAUACCUGAAGGUGCGAAUGCUAACAACUACUACAUUCCAGCAGGCAAGCGACAAAGAUUCCAUUGAAGCCAUGAAUGAUACUAUGCUUGUUUUUUUUUUUUUUUUUGCAUGUAAAUUGGUGAUUGAUGGUGUAAAUGGGAUAGUCUUCUGGUUUGAAUGACAUAGCUAUUUAACUUUCUUUUUCAAAA